AUGGCUUCGCCCUUCGCGGACGCGAUCAGCGACAUGGACAGGCGCCUGCCGGACGCGUGGAAGGGCAAGAUGAUCCGGUACGGCUCGCUGGAGAGCAGCCUGGAGAAGUGCGCGAUCACGCGGCGGCCGACGGUGGAGCAGGAGUUUUUCUCAAAGUUCUGGGCCGAGGUGGAGAAGGUGAACGAGCAGUUCAAGGCGGCGGGGCAGGAGGUGGUGCAGGCGCACCGCCGGCGCUCCAACUGGCUCACCGCCGUGUGGGGCACCAACAAGAUGCGGCUGCCGGACGGCAAGGUGGUGGUGGGCAGCGAGGAGAACAUCCGGCUGCACUCCAGUGUGUGCCUGGAGUACGCACGGCGCAACGCCGAGGGGAUCAAGCGGAUCGCGGAGGCCCACGACGAGGCCUGCGGCAAUGACGCGGGAAAGAUCGUCUAUGACUCCAUGUGGCGGGACCAGAGCGGGCUGGCGACCUUCCUGCACUCGCCCCUGCUGCUGGAGCUGGAGGCCGUGAAGAUGGCCAGCGUGGACGGGGCGGAGGAGGGCGGCGCCCCUUCGGGCGCCGCCGAGCCCGGCGAUCCCGACGGCGGCGAUCCGCAGGACGGGGAGGGGGAGGGCGGCGACGACGGAGAGGCCCCCAAUCACAGGCGCACCCUUUCGGAGCCGACCAGGUCGAUGCAGCUCAUGUCGGACGUGGAGGAGAGUCAGAAGUGCCCCAUCUGCCUGGACCUGCUGUACAAGCCAGUGGGCCUGGGCUGCGGCCACAAGUUCUGCCAGACGUGCCUGUUCAAGGCGGUGAUCCCGGGGGUAGCCUUCGGCAGCCUGGCGGGCCUGCUGAACAUCGUGCCGUCCUGGGCGCAGUGCCCGCAGUGCCGGCAGACGGGCGUGUUCGAGGGCGCGGCGUACCUGCACGCGCUGGCGGGAUACCUGCGGCGGAAGUUCCCGCAGUACUGGCGGGAACGGCGGCAAGAGGAGAAGCGGGAGGACCGCAACGCACGGGCGUUGAUCCUCAAGCAGCUGGAGGCCAAGUACGGGGGGCUGGGGAUUUCGUACCCGCAGCUCAUCCUCUAUGGGUGA
Messenger RNA from Ostreobium quekettii, 1071 nucleotides. Lineage: Eukaryota; Viridiplantae; Chlorophyta; Ulvophyceae; Bryopsidales; Ostreobiaceae. The record is from the annotation of a GenBank genome assembly.